Molecule: messenger RNA, 480 nt
Organism: Necator americanus (New World hookworm)
Lineage: Eukaryota; Metazoa; Nematoda; Chromadorea; Rhabditida; Ancylostomatidae
Exons: 1
Coding region: 1-480 (159 amino acids)
Molecular function (GO): nucleic acid binding
Source: RefSeq, a predicted model, not a curated record
AUGUACCACCAUAAGAUCAGGUUCCAUUCGGGUGUUCAUGCCAAAAUCGCCGCUAUCCGCACCUCAUAUUUCACCCCAUCCAUCAAAACCACCAUCACCAGAAUCCUUCGGCUCUGUACAGUAUGUAGAAGAGCCCAAGGACACGCUUACCGCUAUCCUGAAAUGCCUAGUCUUCCUCCGGAACGAGUCAACCGUUCUAGACCGUUCCAGAAAGUUGGACUAGACUACUUAGGACCACUUUAUCAUAGAGAUCAGGUCCAUUCUCAGGCCGAGAUUUGGAUCUGUCUCUUCAUCUGCAUGGCAACCCGCGCUGUACAUCUCGAGUUAGUCCACAACAACACCGCAUUCGAGUUUUUACUCGCCUUUCGCCGUUUGAUUGCUCGCAGUGGUACUCCGGACCUCAUCAUCAGCGACAAUGCUACCACUUUCCAACAGCCAAUGACUCCCUACAAAGCACCAUCUACAAUCGCAAAGCCAUAG